Messenger RNA from Monomorium pharaonis (pharaoh ant), 9946 nucleotides. RefSeq lists its product as uncharacterized. Bases 1 to 4776 code for a protein of 1591 amino acids. The record is from RefSeq and is a predicted model, not a curated record. Gene Ontology annotation, cellular component: membrane. The transcript has 21 exons. Lineage: Eukaryota; Metazoa; Arthropoda; Insecta; Hymenoptera; Formicidae.
AUGACUGUCGACAACACGGAUUACCACAAGGCAAAAAGGAUGAGUACCUCAGUGACGUCACCAAAUAGCCAAAGCUUAGAAAGGCAACGACAUGUCAGGACAACGACGGAAAGACUGUACAACAGUCUUACCAAGAAAAGGAAAGAUCCAAAGCAAACAAAUGUUCAAAGAAUGUGGAUAAACUAUGAAGACUGCAAAGAUGACUUUUGGGCUGCUAUAAGGUCUAAUUAUGAUUAUAUUAUGGAUACUAACUUAAUCGAAACUUGUAAGGAAGCAAACGGCGAACUAGCAUGGGACGAAACGGACGUAUCGACGCAAUCGUGGAACUUGAAGGAAGUCAGCAAUCAAUUUUCAGAGCUUUACUCAUGGUUGAGAAUUCUUCAAGAAUUGGUCUAUUCUAAGGAAGAAAAUCUUCUAGACAAAAGCCUGCGUGCAGCUCAUAUGGAAGAGCUGCGACGCAAGGCGUACAGACGCAAAUUGUUCAAUGAGCAAGCGGAAAAAUUAAUUUCUCGCGCCCCUGCUUUAAAAGACGAAGUGGCGUGGCGUGUAGAUCACUUGAACGCAAAAUGGGAACUAGUUGAGCAAAUUAUGGCGCCUAUAGACCGACCAGUAUCUAGUCAACAAACAGAUAUAUCAGCAGAUUUUGAGCGCGAAGUGAAAUGUUUGAGGAAAUGGUUACGAGAAAUGGAGUCGCGUCUUCAACCUUUGAGCUUCCAUAUUAAUUGGACUCUGCCAGAAUUGGAGGAAAAAGCGGUAGAGCACAUGGUACUCCAACGAGAUAUAGAGGCGCACGGGCGUAUCGUUAGUUCGGUUGUCAAAUUGGGAGAUAAAGUUUUCACGCAUCAGGAGCAGCAGCAGCAGCAGCAACAGCAACAGGAACAGGAACAGGAACCGCAAGGAGGGAAGAAGCAGCAAUCCUCGCAGCCUCUGCGAAUAGUAAGAUCAUUGGAGCGACGUUGGCAUCUUCUGUUUCUACGUGCCUUGGAGUGGCAGUGUCACAUCGAGACCCUCGUAUCUCAUAUAAGAAAUAAGAACGCCGUGGCUUACGGCUGCAGUAGCGACAGCGACGAGGAACCAGUCACGAAACAGCCCCGUCUCAGCCGCGGACGAUCGCGUGGCUCCGGAGCGGAAUCGCCGGGACAGUCCGCUCGCUCGGGCCGCACCGAACGCGCGAACCGCGUCGCCCGGCGCUCGAGAUCCGAGUACCGCGAUCAUCCAGUCUCCAAUGAGAGGACCGAUCAGUCCGACAGCGACGCCUUUUCCGAGAAUCAAUCCAUCAGCGAAGGAUCGUAUUUCGAGGAUGAAUUGUGUCAGCUGUGUGUGAUGGACGCAAGGUCCGACGAGCCGGCAAAACGAGAGGCCACUAGUUCCAUUACGUCUAUCGCGGGGGAUCGGGGAGAAGAGGGGGACGUCGAGGAUAGCGGCGUGAGCGACAACGAGCAACACGAAAUGCCGCCCACACCGGACACCGUGCCGAUAACAACGUCGACGGCGGCGAUGCAGGAGACGCGCGACGAAAUCGACGCGGCAAGCACCGUGCAAAUCGAAAGUACUGAAAAAUCGAAUAACGAUCUACGGACGAGCGAACUUGUGAAACGUGGAGCUACGGAUGAGGCUGCUUCAUUCAACACGUCUGACAGAAAAUCGAAGAAUUGCGCUACCUUCUACUUUAAGCAUCUGGACACUGACUCCGAGGCAGAUUGUGGUCAACUAGUCCAGGAAUCGUCCGGAAAUACAGUGGACGAUUCCUCCGAGGAGGAGUGGACUUACACUCCUGCCCGUCAAAAUGGCUCGCUUGUCAUUUCGGAGCAGCGAAAGACGAACGUUGUAGUUCGUCUGGACUUUGGCGAGAGUCCGCGAGUUGAUCUUUCAGAAAAAAUGCAUUUUGCACAGAAAAAAAGUUUAGCUAACGAAAAAGAAACGGAACAUGAUAACCGUGAAGCUCAACAAAAGGAUAGCGAUGAUGAAAAGAAGAAUGACAAAUCAAGUAUCGAAAGGUUGAUCAAAGAAGUUGAGAACUUGAUCGGUGAAGAAAGAUAUACGGCCUCGCGUACUUUUCCGCAGUUGGAGUUUGGAAAGAAAAACAUAACAAAUAAUCAUCGAGCUAAAUACGUGAAGGAAUGGUUGAAGUAUACGUCGAGAAAUUACGAGGGCAGAUCGCAGCCAUUAGAUAGUUGCGACGCCAGUGGUGAAUACACGACCGAAGAAUCCGAUGAAGAAAGACAAUCGAUAUCGUCGGAUGAUUUACAGAGCAGCGUCGCGACCUAUCGCCGAUUCGAAGGGGCUCUCGCUAUAUCGCAAUCCCCUUCACAAGAGAUACUCGAUCACGUCCAGAAAACUCCUGUUAACGAGAUACCUCCCGAUGAGAAUACGCCGAAGGUCGUAAUGCGAUCGAAACAAAAAGCGAAAGGUUCUAGACCAUGGAGUGUUUCUUGUAUCUCUCAAAUCGCAGAUAAUCCUACUUUAGCUCAGAUAAACAAUCCGCUUUCCAUAUCCGAGACUGCGCUGCAUCAAUUGGUCCCGACUUUACCUAGCAAAUCCGUAUCCUUUGAUGCUGCAGGACCACGGAAAUCAUUUAAUAAUUCCGCAUCCACUUUAUUAGAAGAGACUCUUAUGUGUUCUGACGAUCGCAUAGCUAGGAAUAUGUCAUUCCGCAGAAAGAAAAAUAGACUGCGCAAGAAAACUCUGGGCCGUAAAAGCGAAUCUAGCUCAGAAAGUGCGCAUGCUAAUCAUCAUUCUGCCGGAAGCGAUGGCAGCUCAAAUCAGCAACGUUCCUCUCGCAAAAUGAAUCUGAAUCGCACAAUGCAUAUAGUUCCGAAAGAAAACUGCCAUAGUCAUUCCACAACUCUCGUCAAAUCCGGAUCUUUCUCAGGCUGUACCGUCCAUCAACAACUACACGUAGAAAGGACGCUUGCCAGUAAUCCUACACCGCUCAGACUAUUUUGUUGUAAGUCAGUUGCUUCCACAUUGGAGACGGAAGGCGAGGAUCGUGACUGUGCUCAAGGACACUUCGUUUACAAUAAUGAUAUGUUCAAUACCGUACUGAAUAGCAAAGAACUAAGCAAUCAGCAAUCAAAUAUAGAUAGUGACGUGGAAAUGAACAGUCUCGGUAACAAUUCGUUGUACGAACAGGCCUGGGAUAAUUAUCAGGAGAAAUACAUGAGCGAAACUUAUAGCGAGCCAUUAGAUGUAGAAACGGCUCGAGAAUUGUUGGAGUUUGGAGACGACUAUCGACUCUUUAUAGAUAGUCAGUCGGAAUGCGCAUCCAGUAUAAGCGCAAUUCCUGCUUCUUCGCCAUUGCCCAAGACUCGCACGUAUCAUGAAAUUGACGACAGUACGGAAGACAGUGAUAAUGACGAGGAAGAUUUACGAAAAAUUGCAGAAAAUUCACAAGCGCAGCUUAAACUUGCUGAAAAUACUUUUGUAAAAUCCAGUGGCGCGGUUCCUACAGAACUCGCUGACGUGGAGUCUGCAUGUAAAGAAAACUUAGGAUGUUUGCAGGCCGUGCUGAAAUCGCAAAACGGAUACUUGCGAAAUGAAAAAUAUUUGAAACAAAUUCGCGGUACAAUCGAGAGAUGGGAGAGCUUGGCAUCGCGAGUCGAACAGGCGCAAAUGGGGAGCGCUCUUCAUCGCGAGCUGGCUGCCAUGAGAACGGAGUUCAAAGCCAUGUACGAUCGACUUUCCGAUUAUGAAAUCGGUCUGGAGCUGCAGGACGUGCUCGACGAUCGCAUUAACGGGAUCACCACCGAGCUGGCUGUUCUGAAGGACCGCAAGGCGGCGAUGCUCGACCUGAACGUCUCCGCAAAUCGGUUGAUCACCAAUCUCGGUGCCUGCGCACCGUUAAUUUGCACAGCCCUCAAGGACGGCGUGGCGGAUCUCUAUAGGAUAUGGGACGAGACGUUCCAAAAAGGUACUCAGCAGCUGUGCGUUUUGCAAACUAUGCAGCAGUUCGGUAUACGCUUGGCCGAAUUUCAGUCCGCUUUGGGAAGGGAUAGGGAAACACUGACGGUUUUGAAUAUAGCUUUGCAGCAAGCGGGUGCCACUUCGGAGGUCGCCUCUUCUGUUCGUUAUGUCGCGCGACUCUUGUCGGAGACGGAAGACAUCACUUGUCAGAACGAUGCGGUGUUGAACGACACAACAACGGAAGAGGUGCACUGCGGGAAAUUCGCCAGCAGCCCCGCGAGCAAUCACAUGCAGGAGGGUGGUUCGCUCUCCGACAGUGGAAUCUCCGACAGCGGAAGCGAGCAGGAGCUGAGCGAGCGCGAGCGCAGAUUGGCCGCGCUGCGGCGACUCACGCGUAGCCUGGAGACCCAGCUGACGCCAGGUAGCGAGGCUCUGACCGAUCUCAAGAAGAGGCUCGAGCACGCCGCGACCGAGCUGCGCGAUUUGCAGAAGCAAUGCAGAGAACUCAUCACCCGUACUCUCCACGCGAGCGUGGAUGUGCGUGCCGCCAAACGAACGGCCAGCCAGGUUUAUUAUUCCGCAGACAAGCGCAAAAAAGCUAUUUGCGAUGAAGAAGAUACGUCGAAAAGCGACGCGGAAUUGGUGCCGACGACGUGGAGGAACGCUAAGGGCGACAACCCCGGCGGCAAGCCGAUUUCCCACAGCUGGGCGAGAAUGCGGCGAAUCGCCAAGGUGGCACUGCCCUUCUGUUUCGUAAUGCUCGUCGUUUACGUCACCGUUUAUUUCUCGAGGCCGUACUCUUGCGAGACUGCGAACACGCUAAGUCCGUUCACGCUGCAAAUACGCUACUUUAGGGGACCACCGCCGGUGUGAACGGGGUGAUUCGGCAAGUAUACGAAAAAUAUCGACGUCCAAGGAUCGACUGAUUUUUGGCGAAAAUGGAUUAGCUAUGCAUAUCCGUUCCGAUACACGUUGGGAAACGUGAUUUAACGAUCGGGCCCACGACGCGUAAGGCUGUCCGCGAAAUUUCUACAGCAAGUGUACGGCAUUAUUAGACUGUUAAUUUUAAAUUACACAUUGAAUUCGGCAAUGCGUUCGGGAAGAUGACUUGCCGACACUUGAGCGACUGAUUUCUUUCACUGCCUGCGUUUUUAUUCUUUUAUUACUGGAUUAUUGGAUGGUCCAUAACUUCAAACCAAGUUAUCAUGACGUAAACUCUGGAACAUCGGGCAUAAUUAACAUAGGGAAAAUGAAAAGUUUUAUAUACAUGGAAAUUGAAUGUUACAUGUUUUGAUUACGAAUCGAUGCGUGUUUACACGUGUACUUUUGCGAAUAGAAAGAAUGAUAGACAGUUGAGUAAUUGAUUAAAUUUGUACAGAGUCUGGCAACGAAUCUCGAAUGUCGCAAAAUAAAAAUAUCUUGCUCUUCUAUCUUAGCAUUGGUGCAAAAACGAGAUGCAACGAGAUAUAAGACGGUUGCAUUAUCGGUGUAGUUUUUUUCUCAUUGUUUUGAAUUGCGCGCGACAGCAGCCUAUGUUAUUGUUAAAGUGUAUAAAUAUUUAUUUAUAGAUAUAUAUAUAUAUAUAUAUAUACAGAGAUCAUAUAUUAUAUAUUUUACACAUUAUACAUACUAUUUUUCUUGGAGGAUAAUAUUUGGUUUUCUUCCCGAAGGAGGAUAUAAAACCGGAAACAUAAAAUAGAUAGUUUUUUGACGGACGGGAGUCCAUUUACAUCGAAUUUUACAAAGAAAUUGUACUUGGAUUCCAUAUUGCUAAGCUUCCUGUUUGUUCAACUCUCCCGCAGUACUGCUUCUAAUAUCGUCAUUUGUGUUUCCGUAACAACAAAUAUUUAUUACGAAUCUUUUUUUUACAUCUUCGUAAAUGAUGAAACACACACACACACACACACACACACAUAUACACACAAGCUACAUCAGAUAUUUACACUUUAAAGCUUUAAAUUAUUAUGAACUUUUGGAAAUCAGCUUGUGCAAUAAUCGGCUUAUGCGGAAUAUCACGCAGAAAUUUGGCUACAAACACGUGCAUGUUGAUUGAUACACUGGCCUCAUACAGAAAUUAUCGAAUCUAAUUGUAGCAACGGAAUUUAUCGGCUUUGUUCAUGCAUUAAGAAUAAUAAAUAAUAUGACUUUGCACAUUAAUAAUUUGGAUGCAUGUGCAUAUAUGUAUAUUUUAGCACCUAUUGGAUGCAAUAUUCUUGAAAUAUUCUUCACCUCUCGUUUUCUCAUUUUUUCAUAUAAAUAACGUUUGAUAAUAAUAUGCAUGCUAUUGACGAUAUUUAUAUAAUGUGUCAUAUGAUUGGAAGAUAUAUUGAUAUAUAUAUUUUCUUUUUAGUGCAAGUGAAAACUUUAGCUUGUGAUAUAUUUCAACAGUUCUUUAAUCUUUCUCGCACAUGAUCCUUUAACGAGAGAAAGAUGUGUCGUUUGAGUUUACUAACGACUAUUAACGUAAUUAGUCAGAAUUACUAAUUGUACAAAUGUAUUUAUCGAUUUUCUUUGAGAUGUGUCUUUGAUAUUUAAAGGCACUCGUAUUUAAAAGUGAAAUGGCGACUAAUAUAAAUAGACUUAAAGAGAAAUGGUAAGCAAAGUUUGUACUCUAAGAGGCGAAAAUUAUUUUUCCAAAAAGAGAAAUAAUUUUUAAGAAAUUUUUAAAUGAUAUCGAGCUUUUGAUAGAAUGAUAUGUGGAUGCUGUAAGUUGUCAAAAUCUAUUUUGUAAGUCUUUUUGAGAAAAUGUAUGAUACAAAGUGAAUGAUAGUUUAUGUAACGAAAGCAGCCAUUUUGGAUUCAUAUGUAUGCGACGCGAGGUAACGAAAAAUGCCUUAUGGUCAAUCAUUGAGAGCUUACAACUUGCAUGAUGCUUACUGUGUAAGCGUUCCACGAUUGCGAUCUAUGCUUAUGCAGAUCUUAAGCUUCUCAUAAGAGAGGCGAUAUCGUCGGUAAGUCCAUCUGGCAUUUUGCGGACUACAUAGAGAUAAUCUGUAUGUAGAUAGAAUAAUUAUAACUGUGUAAAAUAACGAUGAUUGAUAUCGUUUUGAUACAUUUUUUUGUAAAUAAUAUCAUAAUACAAUAAAUCCUGAUAAUAAUCACGGGGAAAUAAUAAGAUUAGCAAAACAUAUAUUUUCUUUCUUGGAAUGCAAAUACCAGCUGUAUCAAAUUAUCGUUAUUUUACACUAUUCGUUUUGUGAGUUUUUAUUUUAUAUUAUGGAACAUCUCUAGUGUCGUCGACCUGCAUGAAUGGUAGUAUGGUCGCCGACAGCUUUCUUUUUUUUUUUUUACGUAAGUACUAUGUGCUACAAGUAGCGAAUGUUUGUUAGGCAGAGUUUUAUUACGAUUGCCUGAAAAAAAUCAAAGUAUUUAUAGUGAUGCUUAGACUCAUAGAGAAAUGAGUCCGUACUGAAUAGAGAUAUAGUUCUUAUUCAGUAUCGAUAUCUCUUCGAUGAGAAAUUCGCGUAAGCGAGUAUAUUUCUCAAAUUCGAUGCAUUAGCCGCAUCAAUUAAAAUGAUGAUGAGAGAAAACUUUACAUAUACUUUAUUGUAAAGUAUAUAUACUUUUCUGAAGGUAUUAAAGAGAAAGAGAACGAAAGAAUUAACAAGAUAAAUAAAGACGAUAUUUUUAUAUACGUCUUAUAUCGCAUCAAUAAAUCAUAAACGGCGGCGACUAUCUCGAAUAACGAAUAUUAGAAAGAUCGCGAAUAUGAGAGAAGUUACAUACGACGAUGAAUAACGUCGACCUGAAUAUUCGUGAUUUUUUUUUAUGAUCGACGCGUGAAAAGUUGCAAGGAAAGAGAGUAUUUUUAAUUGAAAGUGAAGAUAUGAUUUCAGUCUUUCCACGAUCUUGACUAUCGUCUUCGCUAUAACGGACGUUGAUGUUAUCAGGAAUUUAAUACAGUUUUUCAUUAUGUGUUAAUGAAGCUGUAUUAAAGUUUUUAUUUUGUUAUCAAUCACGAAAGUGUAAUUACCAGCAAUCGUAGAAAUGGUUCCUACUGUUUAACAUGGACAGGAACACAUCCUUUGCUAUUGUUCCUCUACGAAUUUUGAUUGAUUUAAUUUAAAUUUGGAUUGAAAUUAACGAUGAAAAAGUGACUGAUUUUUUUUUGAAUUGAUCUGAGAUUAUCAUUUGAUUGUCUUUUAUUUAGGUGUAAUUUACAUAGCAAAUUUUUGCUCGUUACUAUUUUACCAACUAGAGAGAUAUACAAAGAACGAGUAUUGAGUGAGAAUUUAUUGGAUAAUUACAUAUAGUUAUCCAAUAAUGAAGUACAUACGUACUUACGAUUCAUCAUAUAAGAGAAUGGCAAUUAUUUAAUUGCCUAUUAUUAGACGGACGAACGUCAUUGAAUACUUUUCAAUAAUAAAAUAUAAUAUAACACAAUUGUUAUAUUACACAAUGGAAUUAUUUCAUGAAAUAAAGAUCUCUGACUUAACGAGAACGAUAAUGAAACUCAAUAAUCAAGCGUGACUUUGCGCUUACUUUAGAAUCAUGGUAUCUGAUAUGAAGACUUACUUAUAUUACAUUCAUGCAACUAUAGUAUUAUAAAAUAAUGGAAUACUGCAGAACUUUUUACGUAACGUGUUACUUAAAAUCCUAUUGAAACCUUUCGUCUCAUAUUUUUGAAACUUGAAGGAAUUAGAUAAUGUUGUUAAAAAAUAUUCCUCGAGAUAAGAAAAUUUCGGGAAUUGAAGAGCAACGCCUUUCAUUGCAAAACAAUAACUAUUUUAAGUAGCACACUUCAUGUAUACUUCACUUUCGUAUCGCGAAAGCGCGACACGAUUUUUAAUCUGCCUUAUAUGAAAUACGAUAACGUGUAUAAAGUACCUGAAAAAUCAAAACGCUACUUAUAAUAUUCUGUGUUAUCUUAUGCACGCGGUUGAAGGAAUACUUGGUAAUAUUGUAACGAUCGUGUCACGCUUAUCAUUUUACUGAAUAUGUUAUAUAUUCAUCUAUAUCAUAUAUAAUAUUAUUAGAUAUGCAUGUAUUUUUUUAUAUUAUUAUCAAAAGAAAUCAUGUGGUUGUCAUAUGAUAUUCUGCAAAAAAAGAAUUAAAAAAAAAUAUUCAGUUCGAUAAGUGCGGACAAAGUAUUACGAUAUUCAGUAUCUUUGAAGACCAUCGUUUAGCUUGCAGAAUCACUGCAUUUUUAAGAGGUUAUUUCAAUCGAAACAAAUUUUUUCUUUAACGAUUAAACUGAUUUAAAAAAUGGUAAAGUUGAUCGUUACAUAUUAAGAAUUACAUCUGUAAGAAAUGAUGGUUUUAAAAGCCGCUAAAGUAUGUUAGCGAUAAUAUUCUUAGUGUAGAGAGACGGAUAGCAACGCUUCUACUUGAGACACGAGCGAGACAUUUCAGUAAAAAAUAUCUGAAAUAGCUACUGAGAGAACAGGGUAUGCGUAAAGAUUAAAAGAGAUUUGAUAUUCAUUUACAUUACUCGUCUGUAUCGUGUUUAAUGCUCAAAUGGAAGCGGUGGACGCAAAUUAUUAUUAGUUAAUAUAUGCUAAUAAUUACGUUUUAUUCACAUUUUGUGAGCUAUCUCGUAACGUUUAUUAAUUCUUUUCCUUUAAAGAUCGAUAUCUCUGCAAUUUUAACUGAAAUUUUAUUGCCAGUUAUUACAACAAGAUUAUUGCAAUUCUCAGCAAAUUGCAAUAUUUUUUUCCUUAACUUUCCAAGCGGAAGUUUUUUCAUUUUUAGCAUUCUCUCGAAUAUAGCUCACGCUAAAGUGAAGCGCGUAAAUAACGUUACUUUAUAAUUACUCAAGAGAUUUAAAUCGUUUUUCCUUCAGUUAUAGACCUUACUACGUCUAUAUAUCUCGAUACAAUCGCCAAAUUGGUUUGCUCAACUCACCGUGCGAUUACCUUGCGGUGCACUGACUUUCAGAUUUUCAUUACACUUUACUAUAUCAAAACGAGUCACAGUACAGUUGUAAGGUAACGUCCGAACAUUGUUCACGAUGCUUUUUUCACGAUUUAAAGUAUUAUACUGUACUAAAGUAUUAUACUACAUUUUAGAUAUUUCAAAUAAAAUUUGAAUUCUUGUUCACAGA